This is a messenger RNA of Cuscuta epithymum, 1837 nucleotides long. The record is from the annotation of a GenBank genome assembly. Lineage: Eukaryota; Viridiplantae; Streptophyta; Magnoliopsida; Solanales; Convolvulaceae.
GUGUGCUGUCAGCUACUGGGCUUGGGCUUUGUCGAUCGAUUGAAGCUACGACUUCCAAUAUCCGAAAUCCGAAAUUCCAACGACAUUUGGGAAGAAAUCCCUUUUGCGGUUCUAGCAGUAUUAACAUGUUGGUCCAGCCUGCGUGCUGAUCAUUGUUUGAAAAAAUAGCGACUUAGAGUUUAAAAUACGGCUAUCUAGGCAUUCUGGGGCAUGGCUGCUGAAGACAGAAUCAGUGGACUUCCUGGUGAUAUACUUGACCAUAUUUUGGGGUUAUUACCAAUUCGAGAUGCUGCUAGAACUUCUGUUUUGUCUACGGUUUGGAGAGAUGUCUGGUUAAGUCUUUCCCAACUCAUCUUUGACACUAACUUUUUUAUUCACAUCCAUGACCGCUACAUUGCAGAAUCAACCAUGUUUGUAAUCAACAAAAUUCUCAUGAGGCACAACAAACCUAUUCGAAAAUUUGUUUUCCAUUUUGACAAUUUCUUUUGGGCAAAAAGAGAUAAGAAAACUAGUUGGGUUGAAUUGGAUGAAUGGUUACUUUAUCUCACAAGAAAUGGGGUUGAAGAAUUGGACCUAUCUUUUGGGUCAUCUGCAUAUGCAUACGUAUUGCCCAAUUUCAUAUUCUCAUGCUCAACUCUCAAGAAGUUGUGUCUUCAUGGAGUGUUUGUUGAACCAAUAAACGUCUCGUGCAUAUUUCCGAAUGUCACUUCUCUUUGUCUUAAAAGGAUUCAGUUUGAUUCCAAAAAUCUUUUCUAUUCUCCCACGGAUCUUCCCAUGCUAGAGAGUCUUGAGUGUGGAGAUAUUUCUGGUUUCAACAUGACUGCUCCAAAACUUAGAAGUUUAAAAAUUUCCAAUGUGUUCAACAUGACUUCUCAUGGUGUUCUUCCGUUUACCUUGGAUUUGAAACCCAUCUCUUCUCUUCAUCUCGACCAUUGCUCUGCUAAGGUACACUAGACACACAUCUUCUACUUUUUUCUGGAUUACUAUUUGUAGAAUAUCUUUUAGAAAAUUAGCUGACUCCUACUUGAUUUUUUCUAGGAUAUUAUUAAAGAAUUUAGACGAUUGGGUAAACAAGGAACUAUGCUCAAUGUGGGUUGCCUCAAGCUAUGUUUGAGGGUCCUCAGCGAUGAGAUUUCCGCCUUCAUUAAAUUGUUGCAAAUGUGUCCAAACUUAUACAAACUUGAUAUAGAGCUAUCGGUAAGCCGGUAAUCUGAUAGAAGGCACAAUUCUGUGUCAUAGAGAACUAUUAUUCUAUUUUUCAAAUUGUUCAUGUUAGUUUUUCUCCUUCCUUAAAUUGCAUUUCUUUGCUCUAAAUAAAUGGUGGGCCAAAGGAGAUAUAUUACCAUUUUUUUAAAUGUUUUUUAGAACAUAGGUGUGGCAUUUACUACAGAAGCUUCUUUGGAGUGUCGGGAGUUUAUUCUGGCCGAAACAUGCCAAAGGGUUCAUAUUUUGAAUAUUUCUUGUGCGUUUAGAGGGACAAUGCCGGAAAUGAUACUCUUCAAGUGGCUUGUUUCAUGCUUUCCGAUGCUUGAGAAUGUUUUCAUAUAUCAAAGAAAAACAUUCUGUUCCAACACAGAGUUUAAAAACAAGAGAAAGCUUUUGCGCUUUCUUCGGGAUUCUUCAAAAGCGGAUAUUGUUUACUCCGAAAAAGGUUGUUAGAUUUGUAGUCUAGCUUAAGUAUUUUGUAAUAUAGUACAUUACUAUUUUUGAAGUCAUGUGUAUGUAUUACUCAGUAUGCAAACUUUCAACCUCUAAAUCUUGCGGAACGUUGCCCAUUAAGUUUGAUGGAAAAAUUUCACCACUUCUGAAAUUCAUUUAGGGGGAUUUCUCAAUCCGC